GUGAUCAAGACAACUGAUGAGAUCAUAGCUGACUGCCAGGGCAGAGGCGUGGCGAUUCCCACACCCACCGUGGAUGCCACAUCUACACAGUGUUCACAUUUCCCUUGCUGGUGCUGCUGGUGUUCCUCCAGAGCCUCUGUGCGCUGCCUACCUUCUAGAUGCUGAACAAAGUCUUCACGCUGGGAAGCCUCGUCCUCAUCCUCCAGCAUCUCCUCCAGGUUCCCUGGCCAUCCUCAUCCCCCAUCUGGGCAUGGCACUUACCCAGAUGAGCUUGGUGAGCAGCAGCACCCUGCCCCUCAUCAUCCUGUGCCUCCUGGAGAUGACUACCUACUACUCAGAGUGCAUGAGCUCCCUCAUCAUCACCAAGGACACCCUGAUCAGCAUCCUGGGCUUUGUGGGAUUUUUGGUGGGGACCUUCCAGGCCCUCCAUGAGCUGAUCCAGCCUCAAGACCUCUCCUCUUUCCAAACUCCACUGGCACCUUGAAACAGUGACCAAUUUUCAACUCAACAUUUCCCGCUUCACUUCCUAAACUGACAUUCUAGCCUUGUUUGAACAAAGAUCCUUCUUUAAUUGCUAAUGUGUAUAUUUAUAUGGGGCCACCACAGUGUUGGGUGGAGAGUACAGGAGUGGGGUCAGAGGAUCUGAGUUCUAUUCCUGAGCUCUAUCAUUUACCCCCAUCAGAUCUGAGUGGGCCACUUCCCCUUGGGAGCCUCAACUUCACAAAUUCAGUUAAGUUCAGCCUCACCCACCUCAGAAUGUUGUCAGGAAUGUCAGGAAGAGUAUGUGCACACACACAUUUUUAAAAGCUAAGGUGCUCUACAAAUGUUGGUGAUUUUCAUUAUUUUACCGUUUUCUCCUAUGAUGACCAGAAGAGGCAUGAACAGGGUCCCCUUUUCUCCAAACCAGGCUGGACUACCUCUUGUCCCAAUGUCUUGGGAGCUGAGAAAAUAUUGAUGUGUGAUCCAGGAGACCUGGUACCACCAGCAGGCACCACCAAUGGAGGCACACUGUGGGCCAGGCAAUGUACAAAAUGCAUCCCAUACGUUAUGCCACUAAAUCAUCUGCAGAACCCUGUAAGGUAGAUGGUGUCUUCUCCAUUUCACAGAAAAGGACAUCUAGGUUCCAAGAAGUUAGGGAACUAGUGCUAACUCAUACAGUUAGUAAGAGGUGGAGCCAGAUGUAAACGCUGGCCGAUUUAGUACUAAACCCCUUGUUCAUAACCACUAAACCCUGUCCCUGUCUCAGCUGCCUGAUUUUAGACAAGUGACUAUUCCUCUCUGAGCCUCAGUUUCCCUAGCUGUAAAAUGAGAGGGUGGACUAGAUGACCUCUGAGGACACUUUCUAAACCAUCUUUGCUCUCCCUACUUCAGAAGCUUGUUACCAAGAGUUUGGUUUCCCUGCUGAUUGGUGGGGCCAAUUGUGACUUUGUCUCCAGCCUCUGUUGCCCCCUGAACUGGCCACUUUCCCUGAGCCUGUCAAAUAGGACAGGAAUUUUGAUGUGUUUGCAAUUACUGGGCACCUUAACCAGGUGAAGAUGCUGUAUGAGCAUUAACAUCGCAUCUAUAUGCCACAGGCAACAUCUUGAUUCAAUAGGAACAGCACUGAGCAGAGGUUUAUAGAAAACUAGAUUUUAGUUCCAGGACUACUUCUAGCUAGCUGGAGAGAGUGGACCUCCAGUAAUGUCCCAUCAUUGCCUUCUUAUCAUCUUUCUCUUUCUUCUGGAAACAGUGCCCUGAUUUUGCCUUGGACAACCACCCUUUCUCCACUCCCUAAGUUGUUUUAGAGAAGCAGACUCUACCCCAACUCCAGGAAGUGAGCACAUGACCUGGGUUUGGCGAGUAAGUACAUUCAAUCCUCCUGUCCAUAGUGCUUUGUUCUGAGAUGGCCAUAUAAUCAAGGGUUCAUGAGCCCUUGGACUUUAAUCAGUGAUAUCAGGAAGAGGGUAAUCUUAAUGCUAGGGUUAAUAAACCCGGAUGAACUAACCUGGAACUGAAGUAAACAUGUUCCCAGACUGCACAGCAGAAGCAUAUAUCAAGCAGGAGAAAAUUAUGCCAAGAGAUGGAAGAAAAGCCUGUUGGUGUCCUUGGAGCUCCUGCUUCCACUGGUGCCUGAUGCAGGUUUCACCUUGUGCUUUCCAGUUACAUGGGUCAGUUCCUUUUUGCUUAAGCCACAUUCAGUUGGGUUUCCAACAUUUGCAACUGAAAGAACUCUGACUAAAUCUCUCAGUGACCUUGAGCAAGUUCAUUUACUCCUUUUAGGAUUAGUUGCCUAAUCUGAAGUGAGAGUGUUGAAACUCUAAGAUCCUUAAUAGUACCAGUAUUCUAUAAUUUAAUAGUAUAAUUAAAAUGGGAUCUCACUAGAAUUACUAUGAUCAAAGAGGCAGACAAUACCAAGAUUUGAUGAGUAUGUAGAGAAACUGGAACCCUCAUGCACUGAUGAUGAAAAUCUAAAAUGGGACAAUCACUUUGAAAAGCAGUUUGGCAGUUUCUCAAAAAGGGAAACAUAUACAGUUGACCCUUGAACAACAUGGGUUUGAACUGUGAAGGUCUAUGUAUGGAUUUUUUUAAAUAAGUAUAUUGGAAUUUUUGGAGAUUUAUGGCCAUCUUAAAACUUGCAGAUGAACCAUGUAGCCUAGAAACAUUAAAAAAUUAAGAAAAGCUAGGUAGGUCAUGAGUGCAUAAAAUAUAUACAGAUAUUAGGGUAUUUUAUCAUUCGUUGCCAUAAAACACACACAAAUCUAUUAUAAAAGUUAAAAUUUAUCAAAACUAGCACACACAAGUACUUACAGACCAUACACAGUGCCAUUCACAGUCAAGAGAAAUGUAAACAUAAAGAUGCAGUAUUAAAUCAUAACUGCAUAAAAUUAACUAUAGUACAUACUAUACUGUUGUAAUAAUUUUGUGGAUACCUCCUGUUGCCAUUGUGGUGAGCUCAAGUGUUGCUAGUAUCAGCUUAUAAUACCAUGUGACACUAAUCAUCUCUGCAUGAGUAGUUCAGUAGUUCAUCUCUCCAGUAAAUUGUAUGUUACAGUAAAAGUGAUCUCUUGUGGUUCUAGUGUAUUUUUCACUGUGUUUGGUGCAAUCCCAUAAAUCUUGAAUAACACCAUGGGAUCCAUACAAAGUGCCACUAGUGAUGCUGGAAGUGCUCCCAAGAAGCAAAUAAAAUCAUGACAUUCC
Messenger RNA from Gorilla gorilla gorilla (western lowland gorilla), 3177 nucleotides. RefSeq names its product proton-coupled amino acid transporter 1-like. The record is from RefSeq and is a predicted model, not a curated record. The coding region runs from base 74 to 484 and encodes 136 amino acids. The transcript has 2 exons. Lineage: Eukaryota; Metazoa; Chordata; Mammalia; Primates; Hominidae.